AUGAAGGGCUCCAUCUGGGCUUUCUUCUUAUUGUCAGCCCUGGUGGCCAUCUCUGGAGGGAGUGGUAAGGAAGUACUGAAGAUCUGUGGGCGAGAUUUUAUUAGGGCUGUUGUCUACGUCUGUGGCGGCUCUCGGUGGAAAAAGGACCUGCAAGAGGCCUUUGAAAACAAGGUGGAAGGAACAAGGCUCUUCGGUGUACCAAACCAAAAUGGAGCUUCUGAAGAUAUCCCAGAUGACAGCCUCCUCUACCUUGAAUCCCCUGAGGAUAAAAUUCCCAGCAGGAAUCACCACCCUGUGGGUACUGGGAGACAAAAGAAGGAAGAUUUGUCCAGUAGUCUGUCUGUUUUCUGCUGUAAGGUUGGCUGUACUACAAAAGACUUGAGCAAGCUGUGUUAG
This is a messenger RNA of Gracilinanus agilis (Agile Gracile Mouse Opossum), 396 nucleotides long. It is a transcript of the gene INSL5, whose product is annotated as insulin like 5. Gene Ontology annotation, cellular component: extracellular region. Gene Ontology annotation, biological process: positive regulation of feeding behavior. Lineage: Eukaryota; Metazoa; Chordata; Mammalia; Didelphimorphia; Didelphidae. Gene Ontology annotation, molecular function: hormone activity. The transcript is spliced from 2 exons. The record is from RefSeq and is a predicted model, not a curated record. Bases 1 to 396 code for a protein of 131 amino acids.